This is a messenger RNA of Hydatigera taeniaeformis, 1017 nucleotides long. The record is from the annotation of a GenBank genome assembly. Lineage: Eukaryota; Metazoa; Platyhelminthes; Cestoda; Cyclophyllidea; Taeniidae.
UGGUUUAUUCGUAAUUUGACUAUGACAAGUAAAGCUAAAUUUGAGCACGAUGAGCUAGGCGAUAUUGAGGUUUUAUGCGAUUUACAUCAUAUUUAUCUGAAACCAAUUUGUAAAGUGCAUUUAACUGUUCAAAUUUCUGGUUUAAGUUGUAUUGGGGCACAGGGCAGAUGCUUAUCUACAUGGGAGGUUUCAGAAAAGCUGCGGCAGCUUUGUCCGCCUCUUCUUUCGCCGCCUAUUCAGAUGAAAGUCACGGGCGCAACCGUCGACUUCGUUCGUUUUGUUGUUGAGCUCAACUCGAGAGCUGACGUCAGAAGAGUUAUCAAAGCUGCCGAUAGCCAGCGAAUAAAGCUUAGUGGGUUUCCCCAAACUUUGCGAGUUCGGGCUGGUGACGCGCCAAUCGAUUGUCCUCGAAAACACGAUUGGGAGGCUUUUUUUCGAGACGCAAAAGAUAUGAACGAGUUGGUCCCAGGCGAACGCCCUGAUACUGUCGUCAUCUCCAGGUUACCGGUUCGUUGGUUCGCACGCUCUAACAGCACUACUAAAUUUCAACCGGAUCCCGAUGUUGUCGAAGAGGUUUUUAAGGUGUACGGUAAAAUCCGACGUAUUGAUAUUCCAAUGUUGGAUCCGUGUCAAAAUCCUCAACUUUUGACCAAAAUGGGUCUCUCAGUAGAAUAUGUCAGAACUCUCCUAUGCGACUUUGGCCACGCGAUUUCUGCUGAGCCAGAUACUCCUGUCUCAUCAUCUUCAGUUCACGGUCACGACGGCUUUGGUAAAAUGGCUCCUUCAACUAUCAAACCGUUAUUUUCUGAUGAAAAAUCGCCAACUUCUAUUGACUCAACCUCUCCGCUAACCUUCACGGCCUUUAUUCAGUACACGGACUACGCGGGCUUUGCUGCAGCGAUGGAGGCUCUAAGGGGGAAGAAACUCAUAUACGCUCCUAAUGAUAAGAAUAACACGGAUUCACCGAAAUUCUUUUCUGCUGAAAUAAAGGUGGGCACCCCGUCCUCUCAUAUUUAA